GUGCGGCGGACGGGCGCAGCGGCAUGGCGGCUGCGGCGGGCCCAGGGCGCGGUGGCAGCGGCGGCUGGGGCCGAAGCCGGGGUGCCGUGCUGCUGCUCUUCUUUUCGCUGUCGCCUCGGCCGCCGGCCGGGGCCGCCUGGCUGCUGGGGUUGCGGCCCGAGGACACAGCGCCGGGCAGGGUAUCCCUAGAAGGCGGUGCAGUGCAAGCGGCCGAGGGGAGCCGCUUCCUCCUGCGCCUCUACUUCCAGCCGCAGCCUGAGGGCAACGGCAGCCGUGGGCCGGCGGGGGAACGGGAGCCGCGGCUGGUCUUCAUCGAGGAGGCGGCGACGGCAGGGGGUGGCAAGACGGCGCGAGGCCCGGCGGAGCGGUGCCGGGAGCGCAGCGCCUGGGCCUCGGACGUGGAGGUGGUGGGGCCGCUGCGCUCGGGCGGGGCAGCGGGGUCGGCGCUCGCCGAGGUGCGAGUGCGGGAGCCGCGCAAGGGAGAGACGGCAGCGGCGCCGGGCGGGCGGCUGUUCUCGCUGUGCGCCUGGGACGGGCGGGCCUGGGCGCACCACGGGGCUGCAGGCGGCUUCCUGCUGCGGGUCCGGCCGGCCGCCCCGGCGCUGGGAACCUGGCUGCUGCCACUGCCUGAGGCAAGCUGGCUGCGGGCGCUGGGCGCCCUGCUGCUGCUGGGGCUGUCGGCGCUGUUCAGCGGGUUGCGCCUCUCGCUGCUCUCGCUGGACCCGUUGGAGCUCCGUGUCCUGCGCAACAGCGGCUCGGCCGCCGAGCGGGAGCAGGCGCGGAGAGUGCAGGCGGUGCGCGGUGGCGGCGGUACCUACCUGCUUUGCACGUUGUUGCUGGGGCAGGCCGGAGCGAAUGCGGCCCUGGCCGGCUGGCUCUGCGCUUCGCUGCCUGGCGGCGGAGCGGCGGCGGCCGGAGGGCCGCGGGGAGCGCCCUGGCUGCCGGUGGUGCUGUGCACCGCCGCCGUGUUCCUAGGCGGAGAGGUGCUGCCAUACUCGGUCUGCUCGCGGCACGGGCUGGCCAUCGCUUCUCGCACCCUGUGCCUCACCCGGCUGCUGAUGCUGGCAGCCUUCCCGCUCUGCUACCCGCUCAGCCGGCUGCUGGACUGGGCACUGCGGCAGGAGCUCAGCGUCUUCUCCACGCGGGAGCGGCUGCUGGAGACGCUGCGCGCUGCCGGGCCCCACGGCGACCUGGUGCGAGAGGAGCUGGCCAUGGUGCAGGGAGCGCUGGAACUGCGCACCAAGGUGGUGGAGGACGUGCUGACGCCGCUGGCUGACUGCUUCAUGCUCCGCGCCGAUGCCGUGCUGGACUUUGCCACUGUCUCCGAAAUCCUCCGCUCCGGCUACACACGCAUCCCCGUCUACGAGGGUGACCGGCGCGACAAUAUUGUUGACCUGCUCUUCGUCAAGGACCUGGCCUUUGUCGACCCUGAUGACUGCACUCCACUGCAGACUGUCACCCGUUUCUACCGCCGCCCACUCCAUUGCGUCUUCAAUGACACACGCCUCGACACACUGCUUGAGGAGUUCAAGAAGGGAAAGUCCCACCUGGCCAUCGUCCAGCGGGUGAACAACGAAGGGGAAGGAGACCCGUUCUACGAGGUGAUGGGCAUUGUCACCCUGGAGGAUGUCAUUGAGGAGAUCAUCAAGUCCGAGAUCCUGGAUGAGACAGAUCUGUACACAGACAAUCGGAAGAAGGAGCGAGUGCCCCACCGGGGACGCAAACCUCAGGACUUCUCCAUCUUCAGGCUUUCAGACAGCGAGAUGAAAGUGAAGAUCUCCCCACAGCUUCUCCUGGCUACACAUCGGUUCAUGGCAACAGAAGUGGAACCAUUCAAGUCCCCCUACCUCUCUGAGAAGAUUCUGCUGCGGCUCCUGAAGCACCCCAACGUCAUCCAGGAGCUCAAGUAUGACCGAAAAAACAAGAAGGCAGCGGAGCAUUACCUCUACCAGCGCAACCGCCCUGUCGACUACUUUGUCCUCAUCCUGCAGGGAAAAGUGGAGGUGGAGGUUGGCAAGGAAGGGCUGCGCUUUGAGAACGGAGCGUUCACUUACUACGGCGUCCCUGCCAUCAUGGCUGUCGUCUCCUCGGAUAAUGACGUGCGGAGAAUGGGCAGCCUGGCUGGAUCCUCUUUCCUAUUGCCUGUCUCAGUGUCCCGUACCUUCGCCUUCAGUAGAGGGGACUCUCUGGCUGGCUCUCCAGUGAACAGGUCACCAUCACGCUGCAGUGGUCUCAACCGCUCUGAGUCCCCCAACCGGGAGCACAAUGACUAUGGGGGCAGCACCACACAGCUCCACAGUGGCAGCAACAACAUCUACACACCUGACUACUCUGUGCACAUCCUCUGUGAUGUGCAGUUUGUCAAGGUCACCCGGCAGCAGUACCACAACGCACUGGUGGCCAGUCGCAUGGACAGCUCACCUCAGUCUCCUGACAUGGAGGCCUUUGACAGGGAUUCAACAAAGGCCUCCACUGCACAGGGAACUCCACAGACGCCCAAGGAGGACUCCACUACCCUCCUGAAUGAGAGGAACAGUGUCAUGUUCCUUGGUACAGGGAUCUGCUGCCACAGCUGGCAUCCUGCUACAUUCUGCCCCAAGGCACAACAGCUACCCACCCUGCCACCACGCCUGCCCUGUGUCCCUGCAGGCAGCCACUCUGAGGGGCUGCGCAGUCCCAGUGACUCCGUGUUCCUGCACAUGGAGGGCAUCCCCUUCAUCCAGGAGGAGCUGGCUGACACUGAGGAGAACAGCCAACAGCAAAACAGUGAGUGCUGUGACACCAUCCUGGAGGCUGAGCCCCCAGGCAGAGAGGCUGGGACCAGCUCAUCACCAAGCAGCUCUGAGAUGCUGGGCAGGAGACUGCUGAGAUCCCUCAGUGGGUCCAAGCAGCAGCCAUCACUGGAGAGUGAAAAGAUGCCAGAAGAGAGCUCCAAUCUUGCCCAGAUAAUCACCUGAGCAGCAGCGUGGCCAGAGCAUGCUGCUGGAGGCCCACGCAGGCUGGAGGUCUGCAGCAUGGGGGGGUCUCUGGCUGCGAGGCUCAUGUUCAACAGCAGCUGGUCUGAAUUCACUCGCUGCCUGCCCACCUGCUCGCUCGUGCUGCCCCUCCCUACAGGACUUGUGCAGAGCCCCAUCCCCAGGCGAGAAAGGAUGUGCCCCUAGUGGGGCUGAACCACACAGGCAGCCUGAACCAGCUAGCUGGAGUCCGAGGGCCCUUGGCCAGCUGCUGCUCAGUAGCAUCUGGUCUCAAGGAAGAGGUGGGAAAAGGAAAGUUGGAGAGGUGUCUGGCACAGCUUCCCUGCAGAGCGAGCAGGAAGGGGCAGCCCAACCCAGAACUGCCCUUACCAUCAUUUACCAUCCCCAUCCCAUCGAGGCCUGCAGCCUCCUCAGUGCUGAGUGCUGCACAGAUGUGGUCUCCACCGUGAGGAGAAUGUGCUUUUGGGGGUGUGCUAUGUGCAGCUCAGGGCCCCAGCACACAUUUGUGCCGUGCCUAGUGACGCAUGCUUGCAGCACCUAGCGCAGGAUGGCCAUUGACACAGCCCGGCACUCCCAAACCCCUGCUGGGCACAGGGCAGGGAGCUCAACCCCCUCCCUGGGGAGGGCCACUCCACGCUGCACUGAACUAUCCUCCUCUCCGUGCAUGGCUGCCAGCACGAGAGAGGCCCGUGCCGAACCUCAGGUUGGCACAGACCAGUCAGUAGUUUUUGUAGAGGCUGAAUGCAAAGGGGAUGUUAACAUUAAAAGUGAUUUCUCCCUGA
Pogoniulus pusillus (Red-fronted tinkerbird) is the source of this 3757-nucleotide messenger RNA. RefSeq names its product cyclin and CBS domain divalent metal cation transport mediator 1 (gene CNNM1). Gene Ontology annotation, molecular function: transmembrane transporter activity. Lineage: Eukaryota; Metazoa; Chordata; Aves; Piciformes; Lybiidae. The record is from RefSeq and is a predicted model, not a curated record. Gene Ontology annotation, cellular component: cytoplasm; plasma membrane. Gene Ontology annotation, biological process: magnesium ion homeostasis; intracellular manganese ion homeostasis; transport. The transcript has 13 exons. Bases 24 to 2957 code for a protein of 977 amino acids.